Molecule: messenger RNA, 2006 nt
Organism: Trichoderma reesei QM6a
Lineage: Eukaryota; Fungi; Ascomycota; Sordariomycetes; Hypocreales; Hypocreaceae
Exons: 2
Coding region: 1-1959 (652 amino acids)
Biological process (GO): protein import into peroxisome matrix, docking
Cellular component (GO): peroxisomal membrane; cytosol
Molecular function (GO): protein binding
Source: RefSeq, a predicted model, not a curated record
AUGUCGUUCAUGGGAGGUGCAGAAUGCUCCACGGCUGGCAACCCCUUGAGCCAGUUCCAGAAGCACGUUCAGGAUGACAAGACACUCCAGCGAGACCGCCUCGUUGGUCGGGGUCCCGGUGGCCAGUUGGGCGGCUUUCGUAGCUCGCCUGCGAAUGCUGCUCAGGAUGAGAUGGUGAACGGUUUCCUCAAUGCCGGCCCCGGUCUUCAACAAGAGUUCCCUACCUUGCAAGGCGCGCCCGGUGCCCAGCUGGGCCCUGCACCAAUCGCCAACUCGAUGGCGCCGCAAUGGGCGCAGGACUUCAACGCCCAGGGCGGCAUGGAGCUCAUGCACCAGGCGCCGCCCAGGGCUCUCUUCAGCCCCGAGGAGUUUGCCCGUUUCCAACAAGCCAACCCUGCGGCCGCCGCGGCAAUGGCCCCUGAGAUGCGCGGUGACAUGUCCUCUGCGAUGCCGCAGCAGCGGCCCAUGAUGGGCAUGGGCAUGGGCAUGAUGGGCAUGCCGAUGGGAUACGGCCUUGCCAACCAGUCGAUGAUGCAGCCGAUGUAUCAGCAGCAGCAACAGCAGCAGCAGCCUGUCCAGCAACAACAGCAGGACCUCAAGGGCAAGGGCAAGAUGGUCGAACUGGACGACAGCAAGUGGGAGGAGCACUUUGCCCAACUCGAGCUCCAAGACAAGGAGGAAGCCAAGGAGGCUGAGAAGCAGGCCACCGCUGCCGAACCAGAGCUCAACGAAAUGGACAAUAAGCUCCAGUCGGAAACUAACGAGUUUGGUGACUUCGAAUCCAUUUGGAAAGGAAUCCAGGCUGAGACUGCUGCUGCUAGGUCGAUGGUGAACGAGCAACAAUACUUUGAUCAAUUCGAUACCGAAUGGGGCCAGGACCUCAUGCCCGAUUUCAACGGAGUCAACGACUGGGGACGAUUCGCCGACCCUAUCGUCGAAAAGUACAUGUUUGAGCAGGAAAACAUCUUCCGCGACCAGAAGAAUGCGUUUGAGGAGGGUGUCCGCGUCAUGAAGGAGGGAGGCAACCUGUCGCUGGCUGCCCUGGCGUUUGAGGCUGCCGUUCAGCAGAACCCGGAGCACGUUGAGGCUUGGGUAUACCUGGGAUCCGCUCAAGCCCAGAACGAAAAGGAGACGGCGGCUAUUCGCGCGCUGGAGCAGGCCCUGAAGCUUGACCCGAACAAUCUCGAUGCCAUGAUGGGGCUCGCGGUUUCGUAUACCAACGAGGGCUACGACAGCACAGCGUAUCGGACUCUGGAGCGAUGGCUGUCCGUCAAGUAUCCCAACAUUCUGGACCCCACAAACCUUCACCCCGUUGCGGACAUGGGAUUCACCGAUCGACAACAGCUGCACGACAAGGUCACCAACCUCUUCAUCAAGGCAGCCCAGCUUAGCCCCGACGGCGAGCACAUGGACCCCGACGUCCAAGUCGGACUGGGCGUGCUGUUCUACGGAGCAGAGGAGUACGACAAGGCCGUGGACUGCUUCCAGUCUGCUCUUCACUCCUCCGAGCUCGGCACGACAAACCAGCAGGAACAGCUUCACCUCCUCUGGAACAGGCUUGGCGCUACUCUCGCCAACAGCGGCAGAUCGGAAGAGGCAAUCGCAGCGUACGAACAGGCCCUGUCCUUGGCUCCCAACUUUGUUCGUGCCCGCUACAACCUGGGCGUGAGCUGUAUCAACAUCAACUGCCACCAGGAGGCGGCCUCUCACUUCCUUGCCGCUCUCGACAUGCACAAGACGAUUGAAAAGUCUGGCCGCAGCAAGGCAUACGAGAUCCUAGGCGACGGAGCCGCCGGCCAAGUCGACCAGGCUCUUGACAGAAUGUCUGCUCAGAACCGCAGCAGCACCUUGUACGAUACCUUGAGGAGGGUGUUUACGCAGAUGGGCCGAAAAGAUCUCGCGGACAAGACGGUUCCCGGUGUCGACCCCGACAUUUUCAGACCCGAGUUUGAGUUUUAGAGGCUUCCUGUUGAGCAGUAGCCCCGUUCUUUGAGCAUGAAGACACU